Molecule: messenger RNA, 187 nt
Organism: Paralichthys olivaceus (Japanese flounder)
Lineage: Eukaryota; Metazoa; Chordata; Actinopteri; Pleuronectiformes; Paralichthyidae
Source: RefSeq, a predicted model, not a curated record
AUGGCGGAGUUAGACCUGAGUCUAAGUGACGCGCUGGCAGAUGCUCCUCAGACGGGGCAGGUGGAGAACCUGGUGGAGCGGGACUUUGUGGCCCAGCUGGAGGCAGAAAACUACGACGAUCAGGUCGGGGAGACGGUAGGAAAGACAGACUACAUCCCCCUGCUGGACAACGAUGACACCAGGGCAG